AACCCAACUUCCGUGUACAGGCUCCGGCCUCUGCCCCGUCCGAGUUGCAGGAUGUCGAUGACAGACUUGCUCAGCGCUGAGGACAUCAAGAAGGCGAUAGGAGCCUUUGCCGCUGCCGAAUCCUUCGACCACAAAAAGUUCUUCCAGAUGGUGGGCCUGAAGAAAAAGAGUGCAGACGAGGUGAAGAAGGUUUUCCACAUCUUGGACAAAGACAAGAGUGGCUUCAUUGAGGAGGAUGAGCUGGGAUUCAUCCUAAAGGGUUUCUCCUCGGAUGCCAGAGACCUGUCUCCUAAAGAAACCAAGACAUUGCUUGCCGCAGGGGACAAGGAUGGAGACGGCAAGAUCGGAGUUGAAGAAUUCUCCACUCUGGUGGCUGAAAGCUAAACAGCUCUGACUGGCCCAGGCCUGCCACCUCUCUGCCCCGAGCGCCCCAUCUCAGCCCCUCUUGCUGCCCUCCUGCGUUUCUGUUCAGUUUGUUUAUGUUAUUUUUUACUCCCCCAUCCCCUGCGGCCCUCGAAUGAUACCAUUCUUCUGGAAAAUGCUGGAGAAACAAUAAAGUCUGUACCAACCAGA
Messenger RNA from Dipodomys ordii (Ord's kangaroo rat), 573 nucleotides. It is a transcript of the gene Pvalb, whose product is annotated as parvalbumin. The record is from RefSeq and is a predicted model, not a curated record. Gene Ontology annotation, molecular function: calcium ion binding. The transcript is spliced from 5 exons. Gene Ontology annotation, cellular component: cytoplasm; nucleus. NCBI's taxonomy places the organism in Eukaryota, Metazoa, Chordata, Mammalia, Rodentia, Heteromyidae. Bases 52 to 384 code for a protein of 110 amino acids.